AUGAAGCAAACCCCAGAUUCGGGGGUUUCUCAAGCCUCCACCACCCUGGCUGCCUUGCUCGGGCAGAGAGGUUCGGCAAAUGUAGGUGCGGAGAGUGGGUCUGGGAGCGUAGGCCCAAACCAAGCCAACCCUUCUCCUCCGCGCUCACCUUCUUUACUCUUUUCUUCUGCUACGCCUCUCCCUUUUCCUUCUCUUCACCUCGCCGCUCCAGCCCUACACUCAAGGCGUUGCAAGAACACCCAGGAGCCCAGAGAAGCUGCCACAAUGAAGUUCAGCCCAAGAGUGAGCUCGUCCCGGCGCAAGUCGCGGAAGGCGCACUUCACGGCGUCGUCCAGCGAGCGCCGCAUCAUCAUGAGCUCCAGCCUUUCGUCGGAGCUGCGCAACAAGUACAACGUGCGGUCGGUUCCGAUCCGCAAGGACGACGAGGUGCAGGUGGUGCGCGGCACGUACAAGGGGCGUGAGGGAAAGGUGGUGCAGGUGUACCGCCGCAAGUGGGUCAUCCACAUCGAGCGCAUCACGCGCGAAAAGGUCAACGGAGCGACGGUGAACGUGGGAGUGCACCCGUCCAAGGUGGUGAUCACGAAGCUGAAGCUGGACAAGGAUCGCAAGGCGCUGCUGGACCGCAAGGCCAAGGGCCGCCUCGCGGACAAGGGCAAGGGCAAGUACACAGAGGAGACCGCGCAGCCCAUGCAAGACGUCGACUAA
Molecule: messenger RNA, 705 nt
Organism: Closterium sp. Naga37s-1
Lineage: Eukaryota; Viridiplantae; Streptophyta; Zygnematophyceae; Desmidiales; Closteriaceae
Source: the annotation of a GenBank genome assembly